Condylostylus longicornis is the source of this 3143-nucleotide messenger RNA. It is a transcript of the gene Mgat4a, whose product is annotated as alpha-1,3-mannosyl-glycoprotein 4-beta-N-acetylglucosaminyltransferase B. Gene Ontology annotation, cellular component: endoplasmic reticulum-Golgi intermediate compartment; endoplasmic reticulum; Golgi stack. Gene Ontology annotation, molecular function: acetylglucosaminyltransferase activity. Gene Ontology annotation, biological process: protein N-linked glycosylation. The transcript has 8 exons. The coding region runs from base 850 to 2619 and encodes 589 amino acids. The record is from RefSeq and is a predicted model, not a curated record. NCBI's taxonomy places the organism in Eukaryota, Metazoa, Arthropoda, Insecta, Diptera, Dolichopodidae.
UUAAAUAAAAGUGUAGAUGGAAAAUCUAUUAAAUUCAAAGAAAUAUUAAAAGAUGAAUUUUGUUUACUGUUUUGAAAUUAAAUUCUUUUUAUGUUUUUAUGAAUAAAUAUGAAUUUUUAAUAUGAAAAAAUAAUUUAUUUAUUAAUAUAUGUAGUUCUGUACAUGAUAAUAAAAUAAUUCAAAGAUAAAUGUUAAUAUAAAAUAUUUUUUAUUAAAAAGUCAAGAUAGAGAAUACAAAAAAUUGAAUGCGAAAAAUUAAGUAAUGUAUUUUAUGUAUAAAAUUUCUACAUAAUAUUAUAUUUAUAUAAAAGCUCAAAAAAAAUUUCACCACCGUUAACACCCUUAAAGAAUACAAAAAUAAAGAAAAAAAUAAAAGAAAAAAAAAUGGAGUUAAAUACGAGUAUAACCUCAAAAUUUGCGCUAAUAAACCAAGGAAUUUUUCUUUAAAUUUUUAUAUUAUAGGAAAAAUUUAAGAUUGAAAUAAUAUUAUAACAGUAAUACACAAAAAUAUAAUAUAUGAAAAUAUAAAAUGAACAUAUAAGAAUAUUGAUGUUAUACACAUAUAUUAUAAUCAAUCAAUUUUUAAGAUAGACAUUAGAGGAUUCGAGUGCAUUUUUCAAGGACUUUUUGUUUGAAAGGAAAAUAAAAAAAAAAAACAGAUUUUUUUUUUUUCUUGAUCGAUUUUAACUUAUGUAUACAUACAAUAUUAUAUUGUUAAAUGUACAUACAUAUGAGUACAUGUAAAAAGACAUAUGUUUAUAAUAAUAAAUCCUAUUUAAAAAUAGGAAUGAAUAAAGGACUUUUCAAGGUGCUUUGAAUGUAUUCAACAAGAUAAUUAAACUGAAAAGAAUGGGGUUGACACCUUCGCCAUUACGGCGAAGAAGUUGUCUACUAUUAACUACCCUUGUUGUAUUAUUGCCAUUAACUGUUCUGAUAUUAUUUAUUGGACCAGAUUUAUCAGCUGAACAAACAUUAUCACAACGUUUAGCUGAAUAUCAAAUGCGUUUACAGUACUUAGAAUCAAUGUAUAGAGCUCGUCAAGAGGAUGUUGCAAUAUUAUCACAAUAUUUAGGUUUAACAACGAAUUCAAAUAUCAGUGGUGCCAAUAAUUAUAAUAAUGCACUAAAUAAUUUAGGUUUACCAUUAAAUAAUAUUAAUAAUAAUAAUAAUAUAAUAUUAAAUAAUUAUGGUACAUCAGAUAAUAAUAUAACAAAUAAUAUAUUUAAUAUGAAUAAUUCAUUAUUAGAUUCAUUAAGUCCAGAAGCACGAAUAAUAUUAAAAAAUACAACAUUAUCAGCUAGAUUUCCAUCUAGUUUACGUUUUCCAACAGCAUUUCAUUUUUUACCACAUUUAUUAGAUGAUCCAAUGUCAUUAAAACCAAAUUUAUUAUUAACAAAAGGACGUACAGGUGUAACAAUAGUUUUAGGUGUACCAACUGUUAAACGUGAUAAACAAAGUUAUUUAAUGUCAACAUUACAAAAUUUAAUAUCAAAUAUGGAUGAAACAGAACAAAAUGAAACAUUAAUAAUUGUAUAUAUUGGUGAAACAGAUAUGGAUUAUGUAUCAUUAACAGCAAAACAAAUUGAAGUUAGAUUUGCACCAUUUGUUGAACAAGGUUUAAUUGAAGUAAUAUCACCAUCACCAUCAUAUUAUCCAAAUUUUGAUAAAUUACGUAUAACAUUAAAUGAUCCGCUGGAACGGGUUAAAUGGAGAUCAAAACAAAAUUUAGAUUUUUCAUUUUUAAUGGCAUAUGCACAACCAAAGGGUACAUUUUAUGUACAAUUAGAAGAUGAUAUAUUAGCUAAAAAAGGUUUCAUUUCAAUUAUGAAAAAAUUUGCAAUUGAAAAAACAUCGAAUAAAAAAACCCCAUGGAUGGUAUUAGAUUUCUGUCAAUUGGGAUUUAUUGGUAAAAUGUUUAAAUCAGCUGAAUUACAUUGGUUAAUAACAUUCUUUCAAAUGUUUUAUAAUGAUAAACCAGUUGAUUGGCUAUUAGAAAGUUUAAUUGAUACAAAAGUUUGUAAUGUUGAAAAGGAUCAUAAACAUUGUAAACAGGAAAAAGCAAAAUAUUGGUUACAUAUAAAACCAUCAUUAUUUCAACAUAUUGGUACAACAUCAUCAUUAAAAGGUAAAGUUCAAAAAUUAAAAGAUAAACAAUUUGGUAAAAUACCAAGUUAUUAUCCACAUGAUAACCCACCUGCCAUAUUAAAAACUGGUAUUGCACCAUAUAAAAAUUUUCAUUUAAAAAGAGCAUAUAAAGGUGAAACCUAUUUUUGGGGUUUAUUACCACAGCCCGGUGAUUUAGUUGAAUUCAUUUUUAAUCAUCCAAUUAAUCUCAAGAGCUAUUUGUUUCGUAGUGGAAAUGUUGAACAUCCCUCCGAUAGAUUUUAUAAUACAACAGUUGAAAUAUUACCAGAUUCAUUGAAUGAGAAUUCAUUAAUUUGGAGCACAUAUAAUUCAACAACAGAUGGUUUUCUAAUAAUUGGUAGUUUUAAUGCAUUUGGAUUAGCUGAAGGUAAUAUUGAUCCAAAAAUUGGACCAAUUAAAGAGAUACGAUUACAUGUACAUAGUGAUAGUGAAAAUUGGGCAUUAUUAAGUGAAAUUCAUUUAAUGGAAAGAUGACCGGAAAAUGAAAUAUCUAGAGUACCACAAAAACUAUUUAGAAAAGCAUUUUUACUGAGGAGGCGAGCUCCACCAAAUUAAGUCAUUAACAUAAUUAAUUGUAAAUUAAAUUAAAAAAUUGGUAAAAUAUAUAACAUUAAAAAAAAUAAACAACUACACACUAAAAAUUAAAAUUAAAAUUUUCCUUUGUGUAAAUAUAAUUUUUAUGUUAUCCUAUAUAUAUUAUAUAUAUAUAUUUUUUAACUUAAUUUAAAUAAUAAUAAUUAUAAAAAAAUUUAAUAUAUGUAGAUUAUAAAAUUAAAAAAUCACUAAGUGUACCCUAAUUCCUAAUUUUAAAGGCUCGACAAAAAACAAAAAUUAAAAAUAAACAAUUAAUUGCUGUGUAAUAAAAAUUAUGGCUUAAAUGUAUUUUAAAUAAUAAUGCUAUAUGGAAUUAUAAACUCUUAUAUAUAUAUAUAUAAAAAAUAUUAAAAAAUAAUUAAUGAAAAAAUUAAUAAAUAAAAUAAAAACUCGAAAUUUUUAAU